This is a messenger RNA of Moesziomyces aphidis, 1263 nucleotides long. NCBI's taxonomy places the organism in Eukaryota, Fungi, Basidiomycota, Ustilaginomycetes, Ustilaginales, Ustilaginaceae. The record is from the annotation of a GenBank genome assembly.
AUGGGCGACCGAGCGCAGCCGAAUGCCAGUGGGUCGGCUGCGCCGAUCCAACUCGCAACAAUGGGCAUGUUCAUCAUCGACACUUUCCAAUUCAUCGAUCCGCGCACGGGGCAGGAUCUGGGCAACCGCGGCCUCGAGGACCAGAUCGGAGGAGGAGGAUGCUACUUUGCCAUUGGCGCGCGCAUGUGGUUGCCACCAAGCGCACUGCAGAUGGUCAUCGAUCGCGGCUGCGACUGGAAGCCUGAAGACCAACAAGUUCUGGAUCGAUACGACCAGACUGCAGCCGCGACGUCCGCUCCGGGCCCGGCGUCCAUGUGGCAUUACCGUUCGCGACCGGACCGCACGACCAGAGCCGUGAAUAUCUACACGGGAGAGCAUCGCGGUUUCGACUACCUCUCGCCGAAGAUCCGACUCGAGCCGAGCGAUCUGCUGGCUUGUUCACCCUGCGUGCCACCAGCGUUGCCGCAGUGGGUCCACCUCAUCUGCUCGCCCGAGCGCGCGCUCGAGACGAUCGCCCAGAUCCAUGCCGUCCUUGGUGCCGAGAAGAGUCCAGGUGCAAGGUCAGCGUCGAGCUUUCCGAAACUCGUCUACGAGCCGAUACCGGACUCGUGCGUGUUUGCGAACCUCGACGAGUGUCUGCGCGUUCUGCCUUCGCUGGCCGUGUUCAGUCCCAACCACGAGGAGGCGGCCGCAUUGCUCGGGCUCAGCACGGAAUGGGAGCACGUUUGCCAGCAGGCCGCUGCAGUUUCGACUGGCGGCACCGAGUCGAUCAUCGACUUUGUCACAACAAAACUGGCGGGCGGAUUCGUUGCGCACCUGCAGCAAACGCACGCACCGCCAGACGGCACGGCUGGCGAAGCAUUUGGACCCAUCAUGUGCAUUCGCAGCGGAGCCUGGGGCUCUGUCGUCGGAAGAGCUGGGCUGGGCUUCCAGCAUGUGCCCGCAUGGCAUUCAACGUCGGCUCGUAAGGCUGUAGGAGGAUUGGACUGUAGCCCGGAGCGCAUCCGAGACGUGACGGGCGCAGGCAACUCGUUCCUCGGCGGCUUCAGCGCUUACCUCGUGCAGACCGAGUCGCAGUCCCAGCUGGACCCUUCCGCGAGAAUGCGAGAGGCGGCCAUGCACGGCGCCGUGUCCGCCUCGCUCGUCAUCGAACAGCUCGGACUGCCGCACUUUGACAUUGUCGACGGAAAGGAGCUCUGGAACGGUCACACAGCCGCUCAGAGACUAGAGAUUCUCAGAGAUAGACACAAGCCUGUCAGCUAG